AUGGCUAUGGAAUGCAGAGCCGUUUCAACCCUGCUACCUCCAGAUCCUCAGGAACAAGAACUAAUACUAGUGAAAGUGGAAGAAAGCCUUUCCUGGGGGCAGAAAUUAAAGCAGAAUGGGAGUACUCGAUCUUGCCAAGAAUUGUUUCGCCAGCAGUUCAGGAAGUUUUGCUACCAGGAGACACCUGGGCCCCGGGAGGCCCUGGGCCGCCUCCAGGAGCUGUGCCACCAGUGGCUCAUGCCAGAGUUGCACACGAAGGAGCAGAUCCUGGAGCUGCUGGUGCUGGAGCAGUUCCUGAGCAUCCUGCCUGAGGAGCUGCGGGCCUGGGUUCAGCAACGUGGUCCCAAAAGUGGCGAGGAAGCUGUGACUCUGUUGGAGGACCUGGAGAGGGAAUUUGAUGAUCCUGGGCAGCAGAUUCCAGCUAGUCCACAAGAACAAGCAUUACCAUGGAAGGAUCUGACAUGUCUUGGAGCAUCCCACGAGUUAAACACCCAACUCCAGCCUUUAAAGGCACAGCUGAAACCUUGGGAACCUUGCCUUUACCCCCAAAGUGAUCAUGAGAACAAUGAAUCGACAAAGGAGGAUAUUUCAGGAGGAAAAGCAGGACUUCCCCAGGAACUUUCAUUCAGAGGAAUCAGUGAACACAAAAGCAGCUUCGAGUGGCAGCAAGGAAGUGCUUCAAGGAAGAAAUUAGGAGGCUCCCCUUCCCCAGCAGGCAGUUUUACUCAAGCCAUCACACACAGAUCUCUAAGCAAGAGAUUCCAUCAUGAGCCACAAAGAAGCCUGAUUCUAAGUACAAACUCUAUAACAUUUCAGAAAGUUCCUACAGAAGAGAGACCUCAUAGAUGUGAAGUAUGUGGGCACAGGUUUAAACAGCAUUCCUCUCUAACACAACAUCAGAGAAUCCAUACUGGAGAAAAGCCCUACAAAUGCAGCCAGUGUGGGAAGGCCUUUAGCUUGAGGUCGUAUCUGAUUAUUCAUCAGAGAAUCCACAGUGGUGAGAAAGCAUAUGAAUGUAGUGAGUGUGGAAAAGCCUUCAAUCAGAGCUCAGCUCUCAUUAGACAUCGGAAAAUUCAUACAGGUGAAAAAGCUUGUAAGUGUAAUGAAUGUGGCAAAGCAUUCAGUCAAAGUUCCUAUCUCAUCAUCCAUCAAAGAAUUCAUACUGGUGAGAAACCCUAUGAGUGUAAUGAGUGUGGGAAAACCUUUAGCCAAAGCUCAAAGCUUGUAAGACACCAGCGAAUCCACACAGGAGAGAGACCUUAUGAAUGUAAUGAAUGUGGGAAAGCAUUCAGGCAGAGCUCGGAGCUGAUAACCCACCAGAGAAUACAUAGUGGAGAGAAGCCCUAUGAAUGCAAUGAGUGUGGAAGAGCCUUCAGUUUGAGCUCAAAUCUCAUUAGACAUCAGAGAAUUCAUAGUGGAGAGGAACCUUAUCAAUGUAUUGAAUGUGGCAAAACAUUCAAAAGGAGCUCAGCCCUUGUUCAGCAUCAGAGAAUCCACUCUGGGGAUGAAGCUUAUAUAUGUAAUGAAUGUGGGAAGGCUUUCAGGCACAGAUCAGUCCUCAUGCGCCAUCAGAGAGUCCACACUGUAUAA
Pipistrellus nathusii (Nathusius's pipistrelle) is the source of this 1590-nucleotide messenger RNA. Lineage: Eukaryota; Metazoa; Chordata; Mammalia; Chiroptera; Vespertilionidae. The record is from the annotation of a GenBank genome assembly.